CCGGGGCUGGUGGAGGAAAGGGGUGCUUGGAAUCGAUCUACAUUUUCUGACCUUUUUGUUGGACAUUACGCCCACCUUGGACGCUGCAAGAGGAGCUGUCAAGCCCGGCAAGCUCUGAUUUGGCCCCCUCCGUUUUCCUCUGCUGCUCGUGGCUUCCCCGUGCCUCGGUGGAGUAUUUGCGUUCGGGGCUGGGGCUGGAGGAGGCAGCCACACGCGCGCACACGCACACGUUCAGAGGAGGGCGAGAGGCAGCGGUACCGGCACCAUCUGCAGUGUCAAUGCGGCGCUGGGGCUGAAGGAGGGAACGCCGCGCUUCCAGGGGAGACAGCGCCACUGAGUCCUGGCCCUCCGAAGGGACGGUUGUGCUGGCGUGCUGCUGUGCCGAGAGGACCUGUCUCGGAGAUGAAAGCCAUGCCCUGGAACUGGACUUGCCUGCUCUCCCACCUGCUGGUGGUGGGGAUGGGGUCCUCUACCCUGCUUUCACGGCAGCCACCCCAGCAAUCUCCGAAGCGUUCUUUUGUCACAUUCCGAGGGGAGCCCACGGAGACCUUCAAUCACCUCGUGGUGGAUGAGAGGACAGGGCACAUUUACUUGGGGGCUGUCAACAGGAUCUACAAACUCUCUAGUGACCUCAAGGUCUUGGUGACUCAUCAGACAGGGCCAGAUGAGGACAACCCCAAGUGUUAUCCGCCUCGGAUUGUUCAGACCUGCAACGAGCCCCUGGCCAGCACCAAUAAUGUCAACAAGAUGCUUCUAAUAGACUACAAGGAAAACAGGCUGAUCGCAUGCGGGAGCCUGUACCAGGGUAUCUGCAAGCUCCUGAGGCUAGAAGACCUCUUCAAGUUGGGGGAGCCCUUCCACAAGAAGGAACAUUACCUCUCGGGGGUUAAUGAGAGUGGCUCAGUCUUUGGGGUGAUCGUCUCCUAUAACAACUUGGAUGAUAAACUCUUUAUUGCCACCGCUGUGGAUGGCAAGCCCGAAUAUUUUCCUACCAUCUCCAGCCGGAAGCUGACUAAGAACUCUGAGGCAGACGGCAUGUUUGCUUAUGUUUUCCAUGAUGAAUUUGUGGCCUCAAUGAUUAAAAUCCCUUCCGACACCUUCACGGUUAUCCCCGACUUUGAUAUCUACUACGUCUAUGGUUUCAGCAGUGGCAACUUUGUCUACUUCUUGACCCUGCAGCCGGAGAUGGUGUCUCCCCCAGGCUCCACAACGAAGGAACAGGUGUACACGUCAAAGCUUGUGAGGCUUUGCAAAGAGGACACGGCCUUCAACUCCUACGUGGAGGUGCCCAUUGGCUGCGAGCGGAAUGGGGUGGAGUAUCGCUUGUUACAGGCUGCCUUCCUGUCUAAGGCUGGUGCUGUGCUUGGCCGGACCCUGGGAGUCCGUCCAGAUGAUGACCUCCUCUUUACCGUCUUCUCCAAGGGCCAGAAGCGGAAGAUGAAGUCCCUGGAUGAGUCAGCCUUGUGCAUCUUCAUCUUGAAGCAGAUCAACGACCGCAUUAAGGAGCGCCUGCAGUCUUGUUACAGGGGUGAGGGGACACUAGACCUGGCCUGGCUCAAGGUGAAGGACAUCCCUUGCAGCAGUGCGCUCCUAACCAUUGAUGACAACUUCUGUGGCCUGGAUAUGAAUGCCCCUCUGGGAGUGUCUGAAAUGGUACGUGGCAUUCCGGUCUUCACUGAAGACAGGGACCGCAUGACUUCUGUCAUCGCCUAUGUCUACAAGAAUCACUCUCUGGCCUUCGUGGGCACCAAAAGUGGCAAGCUAAAGAAGAUCCGGGUGGAUGGGCCCAAGGGCAAUGCCCUCCAGUAUGAGACUGUGCAAGUGGUGGAUGCAGGACCAGUUCUCCGGGACAUGGCCUUUUCCAAGGACCGCGAGCAGCUCUACAUCAUGUCAGAAAGGCAGCUUACCAGAGUUCCUGUGGAGUCCUGUGAGCAGUAUCGGAGUUGUGGCGAGUGUCUCGGCUCUGGGGACCCCCACUGUGGCUGGUGUGUGCUCCACAACACGUGCACGCGGAAGGAACAGUGUGAACGCUCCAGGGAACCCCGAAGGUUUGCCUCGGAGAUGAAACAGUGUGUCCGGCUGACUGUCCAUCCCAACAACAUCUCUGUCUCUCAGUACAAUGUGCUGCUGGUCCUAGAGACAUACAAUGUCCCGGAGCUGUCAGCAGGUGUCAACUGUACCUUUGAGGAUCUGUCAGAGAUGGAUGGGCUGGUAAUAGGCAAUCAGAUCCAGUGCUACUCCCCUGCAGCCAAGGAGGUGCCCCGGAUCAUCACAGAAAAUGGGGACCAUCAUGUUGUCCAGCUGCAACUCAAGUCAAAGGAGACCGGGAUGACCUUUGCCAGCACCAGCUUUGUCUUCUACAACUGCAGUGUCCACAAUUCAUGUCUGUCUUGUGUGGAGAGCCCAUACCGCUGCCACUGGUGUAAGUACCGGCAUGUUUGCACCCACGAUCCCAACACAUGCUCCUUCCAGGAAGGCCGAGUGAAGCUGCCUGAGGACUGCCCCCAGCUGCUAAGAGUGGACAAGAUCCUGGUACCAGUCGAGGUGGUCAAACCCAUCACUCUGAAGGCUAAGAACCUCCCACAGCCUCAGUCGGGACAGCGGGGCUACGAGUGCAUCUUAAACAUCCAGGGCAGCGAGCAGAGGGUGCCGGCCCUGCGCUUCAACAGCUCCAGCGUGCAGUGUCAGAACACUUCCUAUUCCUAUGAGGGGAUGGAGAUCAACAACUUGCCAGUGGAGCUGACGGUCGUGUGGAAUGGACAUUUCAACAUUGACAACCCAGCUCAGAAUAAAGUCUACCUCUACAAGUGUGGGGCCAUGCGUGAGAGCUGUGGGCUGUGCCUCAAGGCUGACCCAGAUUUUGAGUGUGGCUGGUGUCAGAGUCCAGGCCAGUGUACACUGCGCCAGCACUGCCCUGCCCAUGAGAGCCGGUGGCUGGAACUGUCGGGCGCCAACAGCAAAUGCACCAACCCUCGGAUCACAGAGAUCAUCCCAGUGACAGGCCCUCGGGAAGGGGGCACCAAGGUCACCAUCCGAGGGGAGAACCUGGGCCUGGAAUUUCGGGACAUCGCUUCACACGUCAAGGUGGCUGGUGUGGAGUGCAGCCCCUUGGUAGAUGGCUACAUCCCUGCAGAACAGAUCGUGUGUGAGAUGGGAGAGGCGAAGCCCAGCCAGCAUGCAGGCUUUGUGGAGAUCUGUGUGGCUGUGUGCCGGCCUGAGUUCAUGGCCCGCUCCUCGCAGCUCUAUUACUUCAUGACUCUGACUCUCGCAGAUCUGAAGCCCAGCCGGGGACCCAUGUCUGGGGGGACACAGGUCACCAUCACAGGCACCAACUUGAAUGCAGGCAGCAACGUGGUGGUGAUGUUUGGGAGCCAGCCCUGCCUUUUCCACAGGCGCUCUCCAUCCUACAUUGUCUGUAACACUACAUCCUCAGAUGAGGUGUUGGACAUGAAGGUGACUGUGCAGGUGGACAGGGCCAGGAUACGACAGGACCUGGUCUUUCAGUAUGUGGAGGACCCCACCAUCGUGCGUAUUGAGCCAGAGUGGAGCAUUGCCAGUGGGAACACACCUAUCGCUGUCUGGGGAACUCACCUGGACCUCAUACAGAACCCCCAGAUCCGUGCCAAGCAUGGAGGGAAAGAGCACAUCAAUAUCUGUGAGGUCCUGAACGCUACUGAGAUGACCUGCCAGGCCCCUGCCCUUGCCCUGGAUCCUGACCACCAGUCGGAUCUCACCGAGAGGCCUGAAGAAUUUGGUUUCAUCCUGGACAAUGUCCAGUCCCUGCUAAUUCUCAACAAGACCAACUUCACCUACUACCCUAACCCUGUGUUUGAGGCUUUCGGUCCCUCAGGAAUCCUGGAGCUCAAGCCCGGCACUCCCAUCAUCCUAAAGGGCAAGAACCUGAUCCCACCCGUGGCUGGAGGCAACGUGAAGCUGAACUACACCGUGCUGGUUGGGGAGAAGCCGUGCACUGUGACAGUGUCAGACGUGCAGCUGCUCUGCGAGUCUCCGAACCUCAUCGGCAGGCACAAAGUGAUGGCACGGGUGGGUGGCAUGGAGUAUUCCCCUGGGAUGGUGUACAUUGCCCCAGACAGCCCACUCAGCCUGCCCGCCAUCGUCAGCAUUGCAGUGGCUGGGGGCCUCCUCAUCAUCUUCAUUGUGGCGGUGCUCAUCGCCUACAAACGCAAGUCCCGAGAAAGUGACCUCACACUAAAGCGGCUGCAGAUGCAGAUGGACAACCUUGAGUCCCGUGUGGCCCUGGAGUGCAAGGAAGCUUUUGCAGAGCUACAGACAGAUAUCCAUGAGCUAACCAGUGACCUGGAUGGAGCUGGGAUUCCCUUCCUGGACUACAGAACCUACACCAUGCGGGUGCUGUUCCCGGGGAUUGAAGACCACCCUGUGCUACGGGACCUUGAGGUCCCAGGCUACCGGCAGGAGCGUGUGGAGAAAGGAUUGAAGCUCUUCGCCCAGCUCAUCAACAACAAGGUGUUUCUACUCUCCUUCAUCCGCACCCUUGAGUCUCAACGCAGCUUCUCCAUGCGUGACCGAGGGAACGUGGCCUCGCUCAUCAUGACGGUACUCCAGAGCAAGCUAGAGUAUGCCACGGAUGUGCUGAAGCAGUUACUGGCUGACCUCAUUGACAGGAACCUGGAGAGCAAGAACCACCCCAAGCUGCUGCUCAGGAGGACGGAGUCGGUGGCUGAGAAGAUGUUGACUAAUUGGUUCACUUUCCUCCUCUACAAGUUCCUCAAGGAGUGCGCUGGGGAGCCCCUUUUCUCUCUCUUCUGUGCCAUCAAGCAGCAGAUGGAGAAGGGCCCCAUCGACGCUAUCACAGGAGAGGCCCGCUACUCCCUGAGUGAGGAUAAGCUCAUCAGGCAGCAGAUCGAAUACAAGACCCUGGUCCUGAGCUGUGUCAGUCCAGAUAAUGCUAACAGCCCAGAGAUCCCAGUGAAGAUCCUCAACUGUGACACCAUCACGCAGGUCAAGGAGAAGAUCCUAGAUGCCAUCUUUAAGAAUGUGCCGUGCUCCCACCGGCCCAAGGCUGCAGACAUGGACCUGGAGUGGAGACAAGGAAGUGGGGCAAGAAUGAUCCUGCAGGACGAAGAUAUCACCACCAAGAUUGAGAACGACUGGAAGAGACUCAACACGGUGGCCCACUACCAGGUUCCAGAUGGUUCUGUGGUGGCUUUAGUGUCCAAGCAAGUGACAGCCUACAAUGCAGUGAACAAUUCCACAGUCUCCAGGACUUCAGCAAGUAAAUAUGAAAACAUGAUCCGAUACACGGGCAGCCCUGACAGCCUCCGUUCCCGAACCCCCAUGAUCACCCCUGACCUGGAAAGUGGGGUCAAGCUGUGGCAUCUGGUAAAGAACCAUGAGCACGGAGACCAGAAGGAGGGGGACCGGGGGAGCAAGAUGGUGUCUGAGAUCUACCUGACGCGGCUACUGGCCACAAAGGGCACACUGCAGAAGUUUGUGGAUGACCUCUUCGAGACCAUCUUCAGCACAGCCCACCGGGGUUCUGCACUCCCUCUAGCCAUCAAGUACAUGUUUGACUUCCUGGAUGAGCAGGCUGAUAAGCACGGCAUCCAUGACCCACACGUGCGCCACACUUGGAAGAGCAACUGCCUGCCCCUGCGGUUUUGGGUGAACAUGAUCAAGAACCCUCAGUUUGUGUUUGACAUCCACAAAAACAGCAUCACGGAUGCCUGUCUCUCGGUGGUGGCCCAGACCUUCAUGGACUCCUGCUCCACGUCAGAGCACCGGCUGGGCAAGGAUUCUCCCUCCAACAAGCUGCUCUAUGCCAAGGACAUUCCCAGCUACAAGAACUGGGUGGAGAGGUAUUACUCAGACAUUGGGAAGAUGCCAGCAAUAAGUGACCAGGACAUGAAUGCGUACCUGGCCGAGCAGUCGCGAAUGCACAUGAAUGAGUUCAAUAUGAUGAGUGCGCUCUCAGAGAUAUUCUCCUACGUGGGCAAAUACAGCGAGGAGAUUCUCGGACCCCUGGACCACGAUGACCAGUGUGGAAAGCAGAAACUGGCUUACAAACUAGAACAAGUCAUAACCCUCAUGAGUUUAGACAGCUGAGAACUGUCCUUCCAGGGCCACCCUGGAGGGAGGGACACACCAAGCCGUGCCUCAGUCUAGAUUAUCAUCUUUACCAAGUGCAAGUUCCGACAGGCAUCAGCAGCAACCCGCACCCCCCAC
Acomys russatus (golden spiny mouse) is the source of this 6204-nucleotide messenger RNA. It is a transcript of the gene Plxna4, whose product is annotated as plexin A4. NCBI's taxonomy places the organism in Eukaryota, Metazoa, Chordata, Mammalia, Rodentia, Muridae. The record is from RefSeq and is a predicted model, not a curated record. Gene Ontology annotation, molecular function: semaphorin receptor activity; protein binding. Gene Ontology annotation, cellular component: semaphorin receptor complex. Bases 403 to 6084 code for a protein of 1893 amino acids. Gene Ontology annotation, biological process: regulation of GTPase activity; regulation of cell migration; semaphorin-plexin signaling pathway involved in axon guidance. The transcript is spliced from 32 exons.